CAAAAAUGACAUUGUUAAAUUACCACUUCUGUAACAUUGAGGUCGAUCGAGCUUUAAUUGUUAUUUCACACAUUUCCGAACUUGUGGAAAUAUUCGGAUUUCUUUUCCGCGAUUAUAAUUUAUAAAUAUAAGAUCAAAUACUAAGAAAAUAAUUCAUAAAGUCAUGAAGUGCACAAAUUGCCAGAUUGAUAAAUUAUCUAAAGAAUUUCCAGCCGAUAUUAUUGGAAGGAAGUGCUCUCACAUUCCUAGUUUUUGUCUAAAGUGUUUAAUAAAUUACUUUGAUGUUCAAAAAGCAGAUCAAACUCCGCAAAAAUGUCCUGAAUGUGAAGUAAUUAUUUCAAAACAAGAAGUUAAAGAUUUAAAUUUAGCAUGGGAAAAAGCAUUAUUUCGAAUUAAUCUUACGAAAAAUAAAAAUAAUCUGAAUCAAAAUGGUGAAAUCAAUACUGCAAAAGGAAAUAUUUAUGUGAUUUUAUUGAAUGGUACAAAAUUAAAUUUUAAAUUGGAAGAUCUUAAUACUGUUGCGGAUUUAAAAGAAGCUAUAGAAAAACAAACUAAAGUUAGAUUUAAUAAACAAAAAUUAAGCUAUAAGGGCGUUGAAUUACAAACUUUUUCAGAUGAAGGAACUAAAAACAAAUUAUCUGAAUAUUCAAUAGUUCCUGAAAGUCAUAUCCAACUUAUGGUUUUAUUAUAUUCUAUUUCAAAAGAAUUAUCUAUUAAUGCAUUAACUUUUGAUUUAUUCUGGGGAUAUCCGUCAACCGGAAGAGAUUUUUUAGAUGGUACUUGUAUGCUUUAUGCAGGAAAUCAACUUUACCGUACUUUUGAUUGGUCUAAAAAGAAUUUUAAUGAUGUUCCUAAUGUUUCACAUUCCGGUGAUAUUAUGGACCAUGUCAAUAAAAGAGGACAUCAUUGUAUUACGGCAAAUUUAGCAUUGAUGCCAAGUGAAAUAACAAGAUUAUAUUUUAUUUUAAGUGCAUAUAAUUCACCAAAUAUUGGAUGUUUUCCAAAUCCUUCAUUUAAAAUGUAUGAUCCUUCAGAUCCUGAUGUACAAUUAUGUUCUUACACUAUUCAAUCUGCUGCUGAUUCACAAGCAGUUAUAAUGUGUGUAGUUGAAAGAAAUGAGAAAGAUGAAAAAGGUAAUUGGAAUAUAUUUGAAAUUGGUAGACUAUCUGAUGGUAAUGCAAAGUAUUAUCAACCAAUUAUGGAAACUAUUAGUAAUAUUAAUGAAUUCUAAGAGGUUUUACUACUAUAUUAUUAUUUUUUUUUUGAUUUUAUAAUUUUAGUAAAUAUUUUAAUUGUAUAUUUUUUUAAUUUUAAAUAAAAAAACACUUUAAAUAU
This is a messenger RNA of Rhizophagus irregularis DAOM 181602=DAOM 197198, 1335 nucleotides long. RefSeq lists its product as uncharacterized. Gene Ontology annotation, molecular function: protein binding. The record is from RefSeq and is a predicted model, not a curated record. Lineage: Eukaryota; Fungi; Glomeromycota; Glomeromycetes; Glomerales; Glomeraceae.